Periophthalmus magnuspinnatus is the source of this 6944-nucleotide messenger RNA. RefSeq names its product SIK family kinase 3 (gene sik3). Gene Ontology annotation, biological process: microtubule cytoskeleton organization; protein phosphorylation; intracellular signal transduction. Gene Ontology annotation, molecular function: tau-protein kinase activity; protein serine/threonine kinase activity; ATP binding. Bases 33 to 3869 code for a protein of 1278 amino acids. Lineage: Eukaryota; Metazoa; Chordata; Actinopteri; Gobiiformes; Gobiidae. The record is from RefSeq and is a predicted model, not a curated record. The transcript is spliced from 26 exons. Gene Ontology annotation, cellular component: cytoplasm.
CCCGCUUGUUGUUCCCGCAGAGAGGAGAGAAGAUGGCGGCCGUGUCGAGCGGAGGUACUGCUGGGGCCGCUGCGGCCGGGAUUACUCACUCUACCCGACCGUCUCACGCGGUUAUGGGCCCUCAGAACCGAGCCCAGCCGUCCUCCAUGAGCCACUCCGGCCGCCCCAGCUCGGCCGGCGGCUGCAUCACUAAUCCCGGCCACACUUCGGCCACCAGGCCCCCCCCGGCCCGUGUGGGCCACUACGAGAUCGAGCGGACCAUCGGGAAGGGAAAUUUCGCGGUUGUUAAACUUGCCACGCACGUCAUUACCAAAGCAAAGGUGGCUAUAAAAAUCGUGGACAAGACACAGUUGGACGACGAGAACCUAAAGAAGAUCUUCAGAGAGGUGCAGAUCAUGAAGCUGCUGAAGCACCCCCACAUCAUCCGGCUGUUCCAGGUGAUGGAGACAGAAAGGAUGAUCUAUCUCGUCACGGAGUACGCCAGCGGUGGAGAGAUAUUUGACCAUUUGGUGGCUCACGGGCGAAUGGCAGAAAAGGACGCCAGGAAAAAGUUCAAACAGAUUGUGGCAGCUGUCCACUUCUGCCACUGCCGCAACAUUGUGCACAGAGACCUGAAGGCCGAGAACCUGCUAUUGGACCACAACCUAAAUAUUAAAAUAGCAGAUUUCGGUUUCAGUAACUUAUUUUCUCGAGGCCAACUUUUAAAAACCUGGUGUGGCAGCCCUCCGUACGCCGCACCGGAGCUGUUUGAGGGCAAAGAAUACGAUGGACCUAAAGUAGAUAUAUGGAGCUUAGGUGUGGUGUUAUACGUGUUGGUGUGUGGAGCUUUACCUUUCGACGGCAGCACUCUACAAAAUUUGCGAGCGCGAGUCUUGAGCGGCAAGUUUCGCAUCCCCUUCUUCAUGUCCACAGACUGUGAGUACUUGAUCAGACACAUGUUGGUAUUGGAGCCCAGCAGACGGUUGUCCAUGGAGCAGAUCUGUAAAAAUAAAUGGAUGAGACAAGGAGAUCCUGACCCAGAUUUUGACCGGUUAAUAGCUGAAUGUGAACAAGUGAAGACGGAGAGAGACACAGAGCUUAUAAAUGAGAAGGUUCUUAUAGCGAUGUGUGAAAUGGGCCUGGACCGAGAACGCACAAUCCAGUCUCUACAAACAGACGCUUACGAUCACUACAGCGCCAUCUACAGUCUGUUGGCAGAUCGCCUCAAGAAACACAAGACGCUGCGGGUUGCUCCUCCAACACCGCGACCAAUUAGUUAUCCUCUUAAUGCUGUUCCGCAGACAGACCCACAGGGUAAUCCAGUUAGCAUUACCGUCCCCCAUGUCCAGCUUAUCAACCCGGAGAACGAGAUCGUGGAGCCUGAUGGUAGCAUGGCUCUGGACAGUGAUGAAGGAGAGGAACCUUCUCCAGAAGCAAUGGCUCGAUAUCUGUCGAUGAGGAGGCACACAGUGGGGGUUCCAGACCAAAGGACGGAGGGGCAGGAGGACCUCCAGAAGCUGCCCCCUGGUUUCCCUCGAGGGGUGGUGCCACAGCCACCCUUCCCUACUUUGGCUCCCACCAUGGGUCAAAUGCACACGCUCAUGCCCACUCAGAGCCUGCAGCCCACACAGCAGCUGGAAUACAAGGAGCAGUCCUUAUUGCAGCCGCCCACCCUGCAGUUGCUCAAUGGCAUGGGACCACUCGGGCGCAGAGCCUCAGACGGUGGGGCAAACAUUCAGCUUCACGCACAGCUUCUCAAAAGGCCCCGGGGCCCCUCUCCUCUGGUCACCAGUCCUGUGGGCCACCCAAUCCCCGUGGCUCCGGUGGAUGAGGAGGGCUCGGACGGAGAGCCAGACCAGGAGGCAGUGCAGAGGUACCUGGCGAACCGCACCAAGCGGCACACGACGCACACGCCCAUGAGCACAACGCAUGGCGAGCCCUCUGCAGAGGCGCAGCGGCCCCAGGGCCCCCGCCAGAGGGCGCUGUGGGCCCCCGACAUACACAUUCGGUCGAAUUAUAAGGACACUCUUCACCUGCCCAUGGAGCGGUUCUCUCCCGUGCGGCGAUUCUCAGACGGCGCUGCCACAAUCCAGGCCUUCAAAGCCCAACUGGAGCACAGCAGCCUCAUCAAGCAACUCAAACAGGAGUGUGAGCAGCUUCAGAAGAUGUACGCUGCACAUCAGGACGAGAAGAUCCUCGAGCACACCCAGCAGCAGCAUAUUCUCUACCAGCAAGAGCAACAGCAAAUCCUCCACCAGCAAAUCCAGGGUCUGUCUUUAGGCCACGGAGAGAGCCAGCCCAGUCAUCUAACCCACCAGCUGCAGAGGCUCCGCAUCCAGCCCUCCAGUCCUCCUCCAACUCACCCCAGCAACCAUCUCUUCAGACAGCCCAACCAGAGUCCCCCGCCUGGCUCUGCCGCCUUAAUGCAAGGACACGGAGGUCCUUCACAAGUGCAGUACGGAGCCCCAGCACUUUACCAGGGCCAGAGUGGAAGCCCGCCGCCCACAGGUUUACCACGAGUGUCUCUCUCGACCAAUCAGCAAGCAGCAUCCGCCCGCCCUCCGGUCCCACUGGCGCAGGGGGUACCUCAGCAACAGCAGGUGACGAUCCAGGUGCAGGAGGUGGAGCUAGGGGGCGGGGCUCAGCGACCGGGCGGUUUCCUGGCGACACCGUGUCACAGGGUCCUGGGGAAACAGCUCAGUGCUGACAACGCAGAGACGCACAGUCGCAGUCUGGGCCGCUUCACUUCAGCCUACGACCAGGCCCAGUUCAACCCUCACCUCUUCUCCGGUGACGCCGCCUCUCGAGGGGCCUCUGGGGUGGUGGGCUCCUACAGUCCGUACUUACAGGGCACCUCCCUCAAAGUGCCCGGGCUGGAGGGGUACCAGAGCGGGGCGGUGGGGGGCAACUACGGCGCCCCCUCCGCACUACAACAGGCUCUGCUGUCGCCCACUCCCAUAGACUACCGCCCCCCUCAGCAACACGUUACCCCCACCCUCCAGGGCCUCCUCUCCCCGCGGCACUCUUUAACGGGACACGCGGACCCGAGGCUGAACCCGCAAGACCUGGCCGCGCUGUUGAAGAGGCAGACCCCGCGGCAAGGUACGGCGCCCCCUACCCCUCCCAGCGGUACCCCACAGGACUACGGGGAAAUGCUCCUGCUCCGCCAGCUCAGCCAAGGGGAGAGCCUAGAGCCGCCCGCCCCGCAGUCCGCUCAAGCCAACCAACACUAUCACCACCUGCUUCAAAUACGAUCCCCGGACGUUGCGCCUCAGACCCUCCCGUCCCAGCCCAGCCUGCCCCAUUCGGAGAGCAUGGAGGAGGACGAGGUGCCCGCGCCCUUCCACCACCCACACGACGGGCUGCUGGCCAAAGCCGGGGAGGGGCAUGAACUACUAGGCCCGCCCCGAGGAGGAACCCCCCCGUACAACUCCCCGACGCACAGGCACGGAUAUAUUAGAAAUGCCCCAGCAAAUAGAGAGUCUGAGCAUGUGGACUGUCGAGCCGGGGGGCAGGCCAUGGAGGUCCCUGAUCAUAACGGUGUGGGCUACUCCAGAGCGCAGCAAGGUGACGCGUAUAGGUCCCGUGGACAGCUUCAGCGGCACCACACCAUCCAGACAGCGGACGAUGCUUACGACCAGGCAGAUCCCAUGUCGGGGAUGAGUCUUUUGGCCGGAAAAGCCCUCAGCUCGGCGCGCAUGUCCGACAUCCUCAGCCAGACGUCGCUCACGGGAAGCCAGCAGCUGCACCAGCGGGAGGAGUCGGUGUGUGAUGUUGAAGGAGAGCUGCACGCGACGGCCGCCUGUUACCCCUCGUCCUGCACCAGUGACAUGCUCCUCAGCUACAAGCCCCCAGACCUGCAGUACAGCAUGGAGCAGGCCGGGGUCUAGCACAGGUGGAUGUGCGUCCUGUGUACAGCGGUCCAUAUCAGCCAUCCUGAGUUGAGCAGCAUCACGCCUCACCGCCGCCGUCGGCCCGAGCGCUCCGUGUGUCUGUCCCAUUUGUUUUGGGGGGGUCUGCGUGAGGGGAGGGGUGGGUGUUUCCGGGACGGGGAGGGGGGUGUACAUAACAUACGGGUGGGACCUUGUUCAGUUCAAAAGGUCAAAGUGCCAGCAUCUUCUUCUUCUGCACAGACAUCCAGCACUCAUUGCCACUGGCUGUCCAUAGAUUUACAUUUCCCGGGGGUCGCCACACUCGUCCCAUCCCUAAAUCCUCAACCGGAUCCUCCUCCGCCCCCGUCCCCGCCUCUUCUUCUUUUCAGUUCGUCGGCAUAUUUCACGACGUGCCUGUUUUUUUCCGGCAUUGGACAGGCAUUCUCACACAAUACAAAAUGUUGCCACAAGCCCAAAGUAUUGAGUUCAGACCUGGGGUUCGGUCCGCUCCCCUUUUGCGUUCCCGUGGCGAUCAUUCCCGGGCGGAUUCCAACCUCGGAUUAUUGGACUAAAAAGCAGGAAGUGGUGCGUUUCUUUUUCGCGAUCUGUAUUUCCAAAGACGGCUAAUCGACAUCGCACAGGACAAACCAGCUCUCUUCAUACGUGUUACUUUUAUUUUUCUGUUUUAUUUUUGCAGCCAAUGUUCGUGUAGGCAUUAGUGUAUGGUCAAUAUUGUUACUCUUACUGUUUUCUGUAAAGAACUUUUAUUAUAUUAAUUAUAUUAUUAUUAACAGAAAAACAGUACUGUGUUGCAAGGAAGAAAUUGUUCUCUAUUACUUAACUAAUUCUGCACUUUCUUUCAAACUCUACCCUGUUGUCUGUUACAGCGCCCCCUGUUGACGCCCCUCUCCGACGCCAUAACCCUCUGCUUACAUGCAUUUCCAUACCGCUUUGAACCUUUCCAUGUCAAAGUGAAAGUGUAUUGCAUUGUGGGUAGUUUCACCAAACAUUUGCUCCUCCUUCUUUCCUUGUACAGUUAUGCCAUGUAUAGAGCGCUAUUGCCAUUUCUGUAUGUAAUCUAACUUUUUAUUUUAUUAUUUUGUUGGGAAAGUCGUCAAAGAAAGGCUUUUUUAUAUAAUUUUUUUUUGGUCAUUUGUAAUUUUUGGAACGUCUUUUACCACCUUUUUUUUUGUUUUGUUUAAUGAACCUUGAGAUUUCUAGCCAAAAGACCGAGGACAGAGAGAAGAGGCCGUGCUCUUUCUGUGUCGUAAAAAAGAUUGUUCUUAUUGUUUUAAUAUUAUUCUAUUGAGACACUUGAAUAAGAGGAGAGUAAUUAUUUUGUGUUGCUUUUAAAAGUAUCAUUUCAAAAGUUGAUGUUGUGAAACGUCAUUCUCGUCGGUGUUUUUCCGGGGGCCUGUUUGUUUUUUGAAAAAGGUUUGUGGCAGGUUAAACAGGGUCAGACAUUUUUCGGGGGGCUGUGGGAUGGACGGGUGCUACUACAAAAAGACUUUAACAAAAAAAAGGUGAAAAAAUGUCCAUUAAAAACAAGGAAAUAACUUGUAAAAUAGCUGACAUAUCAUCUUUAAUGUCACGAUGUGGACACGGACAAAACCUGUUUCUGUUUUUGCUGUCCCCGCUUCGAGCCCGUACCAUCUUUUCUCGCUUCGAACGGCGCCUUACGGACCAGACAGACCCCGCCUCCUUCCCGGCUAGCCUCGUUACAACCGAGGAGGACACUACUUCGUCUAUUAUUACAGUUUCUCCUUCAUUUUCCGCAUCUUUUUUUUUUGCCUUUUGCUCCCCUCAAAUAGAGAAGGACGCAUCGGAAAAAGUGGGAUUUCUACCCGGCGGACGGUUGAACGGAUCUGUAGAACUGCGCUCGCCUCCUGUUAACGCUAAGGACGCAGGGAAGGAAACGAGCGGACUCGAAAAAGCAAAACCAAUACGAUACUCGGCCGUGUUUGUGGCUUUGGACCUCAGCUUCGUUGUGAAAAGCUACAGGAGCCCUUGACGUUUUAUAUUAAUUUAAUUUUGCUUCUUCUCGUUCAGCGUCGCACCAGGACUGGGCCAGAGAGAGAUUUAAAGUUGUGGAUUAAUACUGUAAACAAAAUACUGUAAUGUUACGUAACGGAGGGUUAUGAGGUGUCCAGGAGUUCUCUGUGCUUCCCGUAUACCUGCGUACAUCUGGAUUUGAUUUAGUUUAAUUUGGACAGACGAUUACGGCGACACUUUCCACUGUCCACUCCGAAUCAUAAAAGUAAAACGUGUAAAGUCGCCGUGUUUUUUGUGUCCCUUCACGCACAAGUCGACUGUGUUUCUGUGGAAAUUAUAAGCUAUUAUUCCGAUAUCAGUGACGGCGAUGGUCGUCUGCAGUUUAUUCUUUUAGUGGAAUACUGUUACGUGAUUAUAAACGGACAUUUUUUCCACGCCAAAUAGGUUCGAGCUGGUCUUGGCGUAACGAUAUUUGAUGAUUUGCUGCUACUGCAACGAAACAAAACUAAAAAAAGUGUAGUAUAGAGUCGAGUACUGUACACGUUUUGUUAUUUUGUCUGUUUUGGACCAACUAAAAGCCUAAAAAUAUUGAAAGUUUGACCUAAUUAAAGGUGUUAGGCCGGGUUUAUGGAGUGGGGGUGUUGCAUAUGUGUUUAUGCAGCUGUACUUUGAGCUCAAUCAUCGUGUGGGUGACUUUAAACUUCGCCCGCUCUUCAUUUUGUCAUCGGGACAAAUAGAGUCUUUGUUUAUGAUUCUUGUGGCUGAGUUGUAGUUUUAAAUCUCAUUGGGAUUAAUCAUUUGGAUAUAAACUUCCGCGUCGUAUUCGGGAAGCACAGUUGAACCCUGGGAAAAGUUGCAGUUGACGCAGAAUGGCCCUUUCCAUCUAAACUCUUUCUAUUCUACAAGACAACUCUCCGCUCCACACCUGUUUCCUCAUUUUAAUUUAAUGUUUUUGUUUUCUUUUUUUUUCAGUUAAUUAUGUCCCUUUUCUGUUUAUGUUCAUUUGAGUACAAAUACUAAAGUGCAACGAUGAUUAAAAAGAAUAUCAACCAAACUGAGAUGAAUAAAUAAAUAUAUAUAAAUAAAGAAAUAAUUUAAAAA